Messenger RNA from Geodia barretti, 513 nucleotides. Lineage: Eukaryota; Metazoa; Porifera; Demospongiae; Tetractinellida; Geodiidae. The record is from the annotation of a GenBank genome assembly.
AUGCGGCAGAAUCGGGCGGGCAAGAAGGCCGUCGGAUUCGGCCUGAUAUUCCCCUCGAUGCAACUUGUCGAGAUCGCGGCGCAGUGCGGGUUCGACUCCAUCAACGUCGACGGAGAGCACGGCCAUUUCACUCCCGAGUCGGUGGACGAAAUCUGCCGCGUCGCCAACGGGUACGGUAUGUCCGUCACCGCGCGAGUCCCGAACAUCAACUCGGACACCAUCAACCUGUUUCUCGACCGCGGGGUCCAGGGCAUCGUCGGGCCGCACAUCGACACCGUCGAGCAAGCCCAAAUGCUGGCCGACGCCUGCCUGUUUCCACCGGACGGGCAACGGUCCUGGGGCGGAGGCCGGGGGACCGAGUUCGGAGACACCGAGAAACUGGAUGCCAUGGGCGGCAAACUGGGUUUCGCGAAGUGGUCCAACGCAAACAUGCUGGUGUUCGGCCAGAUCGAAUCGAAGGUCGCCUGGGAAAACCUCGAGGAAAUUCUCACCGUCCCAGGCUUACCGGAAUAA